GCUGCCCAUUUGCUCAAAAACAAAUAAUUUCCAACCAGUAACCACGUUGUUACUUUAUGGAUCAAAUUCAUGCAGCAGCCUUGUGCUUGUAGUUGUGAAUCGGAAAACUGGUAGACUAAAGCUUCCUUGAAAUUAUUUUUCAGCUAGUCGUAUCAUCAAUUAAUACGGACAAAAGGUCAGACUAUUCAAUUCUGAGCUUAGCCCCAGCUGAGAUUUCCUUUUUUUUAUCCCUAUCAUUUCUGACUCUCGCUGUACCUUUAAACUUGGAUUCGUAAUCCGGAAUGUAGAAGAGGCUUGCAUCCGUAUGAAUACCGAUGCAGGUGUAUGCACAUCUUGUCUCCAAAUCAUGCUACCCAGAAAUGCUGCUUUGAUUUUGGUUAUGGGCCUGUGCUGCUUCUGGUCUUUGAGAUUUGCUGACUCGAAGUUGCCACAAGAUGAAGUGGAUGCUCUCCAGCAAAUUGUCACCACAAUGGGCUCAAAAUAUUGGGAGUUCAAUGAAGAUUCAUGUCAAGUUGAAAAAGUUGGAGUAACAUCACGGGCACCAAGCAGCGCAGAAAGCAGUGUUCUGUGCCAAUGCGACUUUGCUAAUGAUACGUAUUGUCAUGUUGUGAAGAUUGUGCUUAAAGGUUAUAGCCUUCCUGGUGUGCUUCCGCCGGAAUUGGUGAAGCUUCCUUACGUCCAAGAUAUAGAUUUUGCUUACAAUUACCUCAGUGGUACAAUUCCUCCUGAAUGGGCUUCUUUGCAAUUGAAUUCAAUCUCUGUACUUGUAAACCGCCUAUCAGGGGACAUUCCGAAGCAUCUGGCAAAUAUUUCUAGCCUCACAUACUUGUGUCUUGAAGCAAACCAAUUUUCUGGAAGUGUUCCUCCUGAUAUUGGGAAACUAAUUAACUUGAAAACUUUGAUGUUGUCCUCAAAUAAGUUGAGUGGAAUGCUGCCAACUUCUUUGGCUGGGCUCCAAAACUUAACAGAUUUUAGGAUAAAUGAUAACAACUUCAGUGGAGCAAUACCCAAUUUCCUACAGAAUUGGAAAGAACUUGCAAGAUUGGAAAUGCUUGCAAGUGGACUAGGAGGAUCCAUUCCAUCAGCUAUAUCCCUUCUUAAUAACUUAGUUGAACUGAGAAUUAGUGAUAUAAAUGGGGCAGCUCAGGAAUUUCCAGACCUGAGCAAUGCUACAUUGCUAGUAAAUUUGGUUUUGAGGAACUGCAACAUUUCCGGUGAAAUCCCAGAAUACAUUUGGAAAAUGAACAAUCUGCAACUGUUAGAUGUCAGUUUUAACAGGCUAGUCGGAAAAAUAUCUGAUGAGAUAAGUGGAAAGCACUUGAGUUUUGUGUUUUUGACUGGCAACAUGCUAAGUGGAGACAUACCAGACUCAAUAUUGAAGGAAGGAAGUAGUAUUGAUCUUUCCUACAACAACUUUACAUGGCAAAGACCUGAUCAGCCUGCUUGUCAAGAGAAUUUGAAUUUGUAUGUAAAUUUGUUUAGAAGUUCUUCAAACGAGAACCCCUUAAGGAGAGUUCUUCCAUGUACACAUGAUGUCACUUGUCCAAGAUAUGGCUGUUCUAUGCAUGUUAAUAGUGGUGGAAAUGAUUUCACUAUGAAGGAAAAUCAUGAAGAAGUUUUGUAUGAAGGUGAUGGAGAAGUCCAGGGCGGUACAGCAAGAUAUUAUCGAAGUAUAAAUAGUUACUGGGGUUUCAGUAGCACUGGGGACUUCAUGGACGAUAAUAAUUUGCAGAAUGCUCGUUUCAUUGAAGUUGAGCCUGCAACAAACUUGUCUGAAUUGUAUAAUACAGCACGGCUUUCUCCUCUUACACUCACUUACUUUGGUUACUGCUUAGAAAAUGGAAAUUACACUGUUACACUGCAUUUUGCUGAAAUACAUUUUACAAAUGACAAUACUUAUAGAAGCCUUGGGAAGCGGAUAUUUGAUAUUUAUAUUCAGGGAAAAUUAGUUAGGAAGGAUUUCAAUAUUGAAAAUGAGGCUGGUGGUGCACAAAAGAGAGUGAUAAGACCAUUCAAUGCCAGUGUGACCGAUAAUUUUUUGGAGAUCCGUUUUUAUUGGGCUGGAAAAGGAACUACACGCAUUCCUAACAGAGGCACUUAUGGGCCCAUGGUAUCAGCUAUAUCGGUUAGUCCCAAUUUCAAAUCUUGUCAGCAUGGGGGAAAGAAGAAGGCUACUACUUAUAUUACUGUUAUUACUGUUGGAGUUGUGGCAACAUGCAUUAUUGUUCUGAUAAUCAGCAUCCUUUUGUGGAGAGGUCAUUUAAAAGUUAGAAAAAGGAAUAGAAAAGAUCUUGAAGGCUUAAAGUUGCAAAAGGGUUCCUUUACUUUGAAACAGAUUAAAGCUGCCACUAAUAAUUUUGAUUCUGCAAACAAGAUCGGAGAAGGUGGCUUUGGCCCUGUCUACAAGGGUCUAUUAUCUGAUGGUACUGAAAUUGCAGUGAAGCAACUGUCCUCUAAGUCAAGACAAGGAAAUCGUGAGUUUUUCAAUGAAAUAGGCAUGAUUUCCUGUUUGCAACACCCAAAUCUUGUUAAACUUCAUGGAUGCUGUAUUGAAGGGGAUCAAUUAUUAUUGGUGUACGAGUACAUGGAAAACAAUAGUCUCGCACGAGCUUUGUUCAAUGACAGCCAGUUGAUACUUGAUUGGCCAACUAGAUUUAAUAUCUGCAUUGGAAUUGCAAGAGGUUUAGCUUUUCUACAUGAAGAAUCAAGAUUCAAAAUUAUUCACAGAGACAUAAAAGCUACCAAUGUGCUUCUUGAUGAAAACCUAAACCCAAAAAUUUCAGAUUUCGGACUGGCUAGGCUUAAUGAAGAUGAAAAAACUCACAUUAGCACUAGGAUUGCUGGAACCAUAGGAUAUAUGGCCCCAGAAUAUGCACUUUGGGGUUAUUUGACCCACAAGGCUGAUGUUUACAGCUUUGGAAUUGUGGCUUUGGAAAUUGUUAGUGGGAAGAACAACAACAAUUACAUGCCGAGUACCAACUUCGUCUGUCUGCUAGAUUGGGCCUGCUACUUGCAAAAAGAUGGAAACUUAGAGGAUCUCCUUGAUCCAAGAUUGGGGUCUGAAGUCAACAUGAAACAACUUGAAAAGGUGGCUAAAGUUGCGAUGUUGUGCACGAAUGGAUCGCCGUCACUCAGGCCUACAAUGUCCGAGGUAGUGAGCAUGCUUGAAGGACAAACUAGUAUUCCUGAUAUCGUCCCAGACCCCAGUUCUUAUACAGAAGAUCUGAGGUUUAAAGCCAUGAGGGACUUUCAUCGAGAGAAGAAGCAAAGCUACAGUCCCAGCAGCAGCCAGACGGCCCGGACCCCGAAUUCAAUAACUAUUGAAACAGAGAUUGGCACUUCUUCUACAUCAAUUGACAAUCUCUAUAAGGUCAAUAUGGAUUCCAUGUCCUACUGAUGCUGAUUUUAGAUUAUGCUUCUGCGGGAUGUGAGCCUAGUUGUGCCCCCUGGAAUAGACAUCAGGUGCUUCUACAGUUUUACUUAAAAGUAGUGAACUUAAUUGCUAGGUAGAUUAUUUGACCGUGCUGCUUCUGCAUGAUGUACAUAGUUAUUAUUUUUCUUAUACCUUCACUUAGAACAGGGGGAGGUAGAAGUGUUGCCCAGAAGAUGGUUUUUGCUCUUCUUUUUCUUCUUUGUAUGCUCUCCCGGAGGGAAUUUGUUGUAGAAUCUCACAUUUUUGGUGACGUCAAUUAUAAUUAUUCUAAUUCAAAA
This is a messenger RNA of Diospyros lotus (date-plum), 3711 nucleotides long. RefSeq names its product probable LRR receptor-like serine/threonine-protein kinase RFK1. The coding region runs from base 305 to 3397 and encodes 1030 amino acids. Gene Ontology annotation, molecular function: protein binding; protein kinase activity; ATP binding. Lineage: Eukaryota; Viridiplantae; Streptophyta; Magnoliopsida; Ericales; Ebenaceae. The transcript has 24 exons. Gene Ontology annotation, biological process: protein phosphorylation. The record is from RefSeq and is a predicted model, not a curated record.